AUGAAUAAAUUUCUAAUUUUAGCAGAGCUUAUUCACUUUCUGUCAUUUGUCUUGCUUUAUUACAAAAUUAAGAAAACUAGAAGUUGUUUAGGAAUAUCAUAUAAGACUCAAGAGAUAUAUCUGAUAGUUUUUUUAACAAGAUUUUGCGAUUUGAAUAUACAUUUUGAAACUAUAGAUUAUGUUUUGAGAUUAUUUUAUUUAACUUUGACAGCCCUUUUAAUUUACACUAUUAAAUUUUAAAAGCCUUUUUGUUUGGUAUUUAAUAUUAACUAAUUUAAUAGACAUAUUAAAAAGAUUAGGAUUAAUCUUAAUUUUAUUUAUACAUUUAUCCAGCAGCAUUUCUCCUAACUUUAAUUUUUCAUACAGGAACAUCAAUGACUUAAAUAUGCUAAUCUUUUUCUAUAUGGUUAGAAGCAUUAGCAAUUUUACCACAAAUGAAUCUAAUGUAUAAAAUUAAAGAUGUAGAGAAUUUAGCAGGAUAUUAUGUUCUCUGUUUAGGAAUUUAUAGAGGUCUUUAUGUUAUAAGUUGGUAUUGUAGAGUGUUUCAUGCUGGUUGGUGGUGUUCAACUACAAUUUUUGGAGGGACAUUAGCAGUACUUGUUUAUUCAGAUUUUGUUUAUUUAUUUUUUAAAAAUAAAGGAGCAUUUAAAGUUAUUGUUUGA
This is a messenger RNA of Paramecium primaurelia, 662 nucleotides long. Lineage: Eukaryota; Ciliophora; Oligohymenophorea; Peniculida; Parameciidae. The record is from the annotation of a GenBank genome assembly.